AUGGCGCCGCUCUUGGGAUCAUCAUGGUCCUCGACCUGGGGCUCGCUCUCUGGCUAUAGCCAAGUGCAGAAUGCCGAAUCAAACAGCCCCGCCGCCGACCCUGACUUGGACCUCAAGCCAAGCCUGCGACAGAUCCUGACCUCGAAACGCGUGCGCCUCUCGGCCACCGCCCUCGCCGUCCUCGCCCUCUUCUUCCUCGCCUUCCGCAACUACGACCGGCUGCCGUCUAUAGACUACUUGCGAGGCGGAGGUGUGAAUAUUGGUGUAGAUGCCGGUGCCGGUGCCGAGUCCAAGACGGAUGGCGCGCCCGCCGUUGUGCCCACGUUCGAAGACGCCCAGAUCAACUGGUCGCGAUACGCAUACACACAAUAUGUCACCAAUGCCGCAUACCUCUGCAACUCGGUCAUGAUCUUCGAGACCCUGUUCCGCCUGAAGAGCAAGGCAGACCGCGUCAUGAUGUAUCCCGCGACUAUGAUGGACCCGGCCGAGACAAAUCCAACAGGCGAAGACGCAAGACUGCUGGUCAAGGCCCGCGACGUGUACAAGGUCAAGCUCGUGCCCGUCUCGGUGCAAAGCAAGGCUGGCGCCGAUGCUACAUGGGCCGAAUCCUUCACCAAGCUUCUUGCUUUCAACCAGACCCAGUACGAUCGCGUCUUGAACGUCGACUCCGACGCCACCAUACUCCAGCCAAUGGACGAGCUCUUCCUCCUGCCACCCUCUCCCGUUGCCAUGCCUCGCGCGUACUGGCUUCUUCCCGACGAGAAGACCCUGUCAUCCCAGUUGAUGCUGGUGCAGCCCAGCGAGGUUGAAUUCAAUCGAAUUAUGCGCAAGAUAGAAUCCGCUGAUUUGUCCGACUAUGACAUGGAAAUCGUGAACCAGCUCUACGCAGACACGGCCAUGAUCCUACCGCACCGUCCAUACGAUCUGUUGACAGGCGAGUUUCGUGGCGACGACCAUCAGAACUACUUAGGCACUGAUCGCGAGGAGUGGGAUCCGGUCGCUGUUUACAACGAGGCCAAAUAUCUACACUUCUCGGACUGGCCCGUACCGAAACCUUGGAUCUCCAUGACCGAGUCAUUGCGCGAGGACAAGCAACCGCCAUGCAUCACCAGCGGCGGUCAGGAAGACUGUUCGGCCAGAGAGUUGUGGAACGGAUUUUAUACAGACUUUUCGCAAAGGCGGUCGGGCGAGACUGUGAAGCAGCGCGUCACAGCUCCCUAUACGGCUAUGAGCAUGAUCAAGAGAUACGUAUAG
Molecule: messenger RNA, 1254 nt
Organism: Anthostomella pinea
Lineage: Eukaryota; Fungi; Ascomycota; Sordariomycetes; Xylariales; Xylariaceae
Source: the annotation of a GenBank genome assembly